Molecule: messenger RNA, 1740 nt
Organism: Mytilus trossulus (common blue mussel)
Lineage: Eukaryota; Metazoa; Mollusca; Bivalvia; Mytilida; Mytilidae
Exons: 1
Coding region: 1-1740 (579 amino acids)
Molecular function (GO): zinc ion binding
Source: RefSeq, a predicted model, not a curated record
AUGGAUUCGUCGGACUCUAUCCAGAAAGCUCAAAAUCCAGCUGUAUGUCAAUUCUGUGACUUUUCAAGUGACAUUAAAUGGAAAUGCAUUAAUUGUGAUUUGUUUCUGUGUGAAUUAUGUACGAAUAAAAUUCAUAGCAGAAUAAAAGGAUUGUCAGAUAAACACGUCAUUAUCAAUAUCAAGGACAUAGGAACCCAAGAGGCAGCUGAAACUAUCAGAAAAGGUAACAUAAGAAACAUCGUUUGUUCUGUUCACUUAAACGAACCGUGUUUUGGAUAUUGCGACGAUUGCUCUUUACCUGUUUGUUUCGAAUGUUCUAUUGAAAACCACAAAGAUCACUCUCUGGCUAAGUUAAAUGUUUCUUAUCAAACUAAAUUAGACCAAGCUUUAGAAAUAAAUACAAUCGCAGACAAUGCUCAUUCAAAAGUUUUAGCUCAGAUUUCGAAACUUGAAAAUAUUGUUAUAAGUGGUAAUUCGAAAUAUGAAAAGACAAAACAAGACAUUUUAAGCCGAGAAAAUUUCCUGAAGAAAGUUGUUGAACAAAAGUCACACAAUCUUUUACAAGAGCUUGACAAAACUUGGAAACCAGCCGAACAGAAUAUUAAUAGCGAAUACGAAAGAUUGAAGAGCAUCGCCAUAGAUCUUGAGAAAAGCCGAAACACAACGAAAGAAGCAUUGGAGUCACAGGACGCAACUUCGGCAAUGCUUAAGUUUGCAUCAACAAUAAAACUGCAAAUCCCAGAUGUGUCAGAUGAUGCGACCACGACAAAAUAUAUGGAAUUUAAGAGAAACGAUGAUGUUAUAGAUGUUUUGACAGAAUCAUUUGGAAAGCUUGUUUCAAUGGAUUUUGUACCUUUAAAAACAUUCACUUUAGAUUUACCAACUACUUCACUCGUGAAGAUGAACAGUGAAAGUUUUUUUGUUAAUUCUAGAAGUGGACGUGUCUUAAAACAAAUACAAAUCAAUGAUCAGGACUCAGAUUUUCAAAAAUUAGAAACAGACUUGCUAGUCGAUAUCAAAGUUUAUUCUUUUGAUAUCAUGGAAGAAAAUAUUUUUUAUAUUUCUGUUUUUGACGAUACAAAAGUAAUGAUAACAACACCAAACACGGAGGAAAUGAAAACAUUUGUUGAUUUGUCUCCAUUCGUACCGCGAGGAAUUCGAAUUACAAAAGACAACGAAAUAAUGGUGGGUAUGAGAACACCAGGAAAAUUGAACGCAGAGCCCAAGCUAAACAGUGACAUCUUGGGAAAAAUUGCAAUAUUCAAUUCUAUGGGUCAAGAAAAUAUCAGCUUUCAAAUUGAUGAGACGUUUAAGUUAACUAGCCCGUCGGUAAUUUUGGACAAUACUGACAAUUCAAUUUGCCUCAUCGAUCUCAAAUCUUCAUUUAGUGGAAGAAUUGUUAAUUUCAAGAGAACAGGUGAUUUAAAUUGGACAUAUACGGGGUGUCCUGUUUUGAACAUUAGUUUGAAUCCUUUUUAUCCUUCUGAUAUGGUUUCCUCGAACUCAGGAUUAAUUGUCAUUGUAGAUACAUGUAAAUUAAGUUCAGUUGAUGUUCAUAAAAUGUCAGCUUUACAUGUACUUACACCUGAAGGUGGACUUCUGUUGACCAAGUUAGCAGUAGACAUUGGAAUUAUGAACAUUAUGCAGUGCGCAGUUUUUGACAAGAAUGAGAACUUGUGGAUAGGAUGUUGGGGGCCAAACGCAAAGCAUAACUUCCACAUGAUAAAAUUUGUACAUUAG